This is a messenger RNA of Funneliformis geosporum, 1345 nucleotides long. Lineage: Eukaryota; Fungi; Glomeromycota; Glomeromycetes; Glomerales; Glomeraceae. The record is from the annotation of a GenBank genome assembly.
AUGCCUUGCCUCCCUGCCGAUUGUUUAAUUGAAAUUUUUGAAAAUUUAAAUGAUGAGGAAUUACGUUCAUGCUUAUUAGUGAACCAUCAAUGGUGUGAAACAUCUGUUCGAAUUUUAUGGAGAAAAAUACAAAGUUUAAAUACCUUAAUCACUUGUCUUCCUAAUGAAUCAAAAGUCAUUUUAGAGAAUAAUGGAAUCAUAAUUUCAAACUCAACUUCAAGACCCCUAUUUUUCAAUUAUGUAACAUUUAUCAAAACACUUUCGGAUCUCGAUAUCAGUAAUACAGUUGAAAGAUUGCUUAAAUAUACACGUAAUGUUAACGGAAAUAAUAGGAACGUGGCAACACGAGAAGUAUUUCAAAUGUUUAUGAAACAAACUUCCUUGAAAGAGCUAUCUAUUAGUUCUAGUAUAAUUCACGAACAAAGUUUACCAUUUACCUAUAGCUUAAAUUUGAGUAACCUUUCUGACUUUUAUUGUAGUUCAGAUCUCUAUCCUGAAUUUAGCAUUUCAAAUGGAUUAGCAGAUUUAAUUUCAGUUCAAAGACGUUUAAAGUACCUGCACUUGGAUUAUUCGGAAAUUUGUAACUACAAUUGGACAAAUAUUAUUCAAUUGUUCAUAAAAUGUACUAAUACAUUAACAAAGGUACAUAUCGUUGGGGAAUGUGAACAUUGUCCUUUACCAUUGUCAUUCAUUUCGAAGUUUUACAAUUUACAAGAACUUUCAUUAUCAAUAUACAAAAGUAAAGGUUUGGAAGUUUUUCAACAUGCUUCCCUUUCCCAAUUGCAAGUUUUGAGAUUUGUAUGUGAACAACCAGUUAAUGACCACCUAAUCAGUUUCUUGGAAAACAACGGAAAGAAUUUAACUGAACUUGGUCUUUGCGAUUAUAAUGAUUAUGAUGGUCCAUUAAAUUUAGCAAUUGCCAAAUUUUGUCCAAAUAUUAAGUGCUUGCGCACUACUUUUUAUGAAAAAAACGGUGAAAACAUAGAAUCAUUAAAAUUAGUUUUAUUUAGUUGUGAACAAUUAGAAAGCAUUGAGAUUUUGUGCGAAGACUUUUUAGAGAAGAGGGCAUUAUUAAAGAUCUUUGUGGAAUUUUCACCUAAAAUUUUAUGUGAAAUAAAAAUGGUUUUAGAGGGUUAUCAAGAUCCUGAUCCAUAUAUAAAGUAUACCUUUAUAUGCUGGGGUAAUCGCGAGCAAAGUAUUCCUCUCUCUUUAAUCAUUUUAUCGCAUUCCGAAAGGGAAGAUGAAACGCGAGUUAUGCAUAUAGAAAUAAUUAAAAAACUUGAAGAGUUUAAAAACUUGAGUAUCAUAAAAGAAUUCAAAAUUAUUGAAGAACGUGGUGGCCGGA